Molecule: messenger RNA, 1610 nt
Organism: Frankliniella occidentalis (western flower thrips)
Lineage: Eukaryota; Metazoa; Arthropoda; Insecta; Thysanoptera; Thripidae
Product: protein sneaky
Exons: 3
Coding region: 340-744 (134 amino acids)
Cellular component (GO): membrane
Source: RefSeq, a predicted model, not a curated record
GCGGCCGAGCGCUGCCGCCAGACCUUCGACAAGGCCUACGACAAGUGCUACGACAAGGUGACCUUCUUGGCGGCCUGGCUGCUCUGCUGGCCGAUGAAGCUCACUUUCAUCUGCAGCAUCGUCUCGGUAAACAAAAGGUGGGAGGGGGCAUAGCGUAAACAGCAUGUCGCACAACUUGUUCGAGCAAAAGUCUCGGUUCUCGUGAAUGGCUUGCGGACCCGUCGGCGAUCUCAGACGCUAGGGGGAGCGUCCACCUGCGACCCGUCCACGGUGGUCCAGCCUGAGUUCGGGAACGAAUACUCAUCUCUGCAGAAUACCUCGUCCGCGCUCGAGUCUGGCAUGGACGCGCGCCUGCAGUAUGAGGUGGUGACGAUCGCCCCCAUCGUGGACGUGCACGGCGCCGACGACGUGGCCCUGGCCAUGGCACACGACAUGCAGCGGUCCCGGGUCAUCCUGGACACGGCCAUGGGCGUCGCCAGGAAGGUCCUGGGUUUCAUGGUCAUCGGUGUCCUAUUCGGGGCGCAAGACUACCACGACCGCUACUUGUCCGACCUGAGCUUCGACAACCGGUACGUGACCGAGUACUUCCGGCGGCUGGACGCGCGGCGGCGGCGGCGCGGGGCCGGCCACCUGCUCCCGCUGCGCAGCGCCGAGCGGCUGCAGCUGAUCGAGGUACGUCCAGGGACUGACCUCGAUCACCAUCAAGACACGUGUUGUCCGAAAGAAUUAUCGCUGAGUAUGUAAGAGAUGUGCCACAACAAGUUGAGGGGGAAGGGCCUGGGGGCCGUGCGCCGUGCCUUCGCGCUCGAUCGCUCGAUCAACGUCCCUCGCUGCGCGCCGUGUCGCAAAUCUGCUGCAGGCCGUUCGGUUGCACGCGGCCUUACCUGACAUGUCCAGGCGCUCAGCCUCGUCCGACCUGCAAGUCAGUAGUCGUUUUCCCCGCGGAUCUUCUCUGCCCAGGCGCGGUUCAUAUUUGUUUGUCCAGCUGACGGAGAGGGCGAUGUUCUGUGGGUUGCCUAAUUUAAGGGGUUCAUGUGGCCAAAUUGCCUACCUUUACAAGGCCGCUAGGGGUGAACAACUCCCUUUUGAUGUGCAAACAUCGAUUCCCGAAAUACUUGAUUUCUGGUGAUUCCCGUCUGCUUAUAUUUAUUCCUUCGGUUUUCUAAUUGAAGAAUAUGCUUAUUUCGACUAAUUUGUACCAGCUUUACUUGUUUCCCGUUUAUAGUAGUUAAAGCAAUUUCUGCUGACUUAGAUUAAUUUUCGUCUUGAUGAUUCCGAGGCAAGUGUACAUACACAUGAUCCCCGAAGUUUUUUUUUUUGCCCCUCGCAAGGCGGCUUCUUAAGAGCUGACUAGGGAGGCGACCGGGGAGGGGCAGGGGGGUGGUUCGCUCUCCGCCCCUGUCCCCAUCUCUUGCUCUUCGAGUUCCCUCCACUUCCAUCUCCUGCUCGAGCGGCCCAGACAUUUCGCGGAACAUGCGCCCGGGAGCCAUGAGCCACGCGUGUGUUGCGAGCCGUAUUGAGUUUCGCUACACGCCUUCUCGGUUGCGCCUUAUUUGCUCUCGCUGACGACCCGUCACACUUUUCUAGCAAUCGUCCCAAUCCCAACCUUA